AUGUCUGGCUUGGGAACUCUCAACGAGCACCACCUGGUGCAGAUCCUGCAGCACCUGGCCCCGAUCGAUGCCAAGUGCUUUUGGCCCAUUGCCCGGAACGAGAUCUUUUCAACGCUGGCGGAGACCUACUGGGAGCAUCACUCCAGGCGGGUCUUCGGUCUGUCGGAGUUGCAGGGCCCAGACGGCUCUGUCUCUUCCUGGCACAAGCUCUUUAGGAGCUGGCACAAGGUGCUCUUACAGCUGAGCACCUCUAUGGGUUCUGCUGCGGUGCGCAGCGGCCAGCUGGCGCUGCCUCAUGUUCGGUGGAUGGCCGUGUGGCGCAGGAUCCGCAGCUGGCUGUCGUCGACCCCUGGUGCUGAGAGAAUUCACGACAGCUUGCGGAGUGAGGCCAAAGACUUAUCUCCGCUGGAGCAGAUGGGGGCAGUGCCGCAGGUGAUGGACUGCUGGCGCCUGGUUGACGGCCAGGAUGCGCCGCUGGAUCCACAGGUUGCACAUAUGACGCGCAGCAUGCGUGCAAUGACAGAUGGCGACGAGUGGUCUCUGGGCCUGUUUGGGGGCUACCAGGCCUACGAGCAUGAGGUGUGCACGGUGUUUCUCCCCCUCGUGGCAGCUCUGAGCAUCACGGAGCACUUCUGCAACAUUUUGCAGGCACGGGUGCCAGAACUCAAGGAGGUCUUGCAAGGCAAGUUGAUCUUCGCAGCAUCCUACAACGUGACGAAAGUCUUUUUCGUGGACCUGUCGGACGGCCUGGUUUACAUCUUUACACGCAACCCCAGAAGUCCACUAGAACUCGCCAUCCCCCGUGGGAAGCCUGGAGAUGGUUUGCUGAGGUGGUUCGAGGAGUAUGCGCAGCGACUUCACUCGACCUUCUACACUAUGGACUGCUUGAGACCAGAGGCACACCCUUUGCUGUGCGGCAUCUCCCUCUUCCCGAAGACUGCGCCAGAGCUCAAGGUUUGUACUACCCGUGGUGUGGAAGUCCAAGCCAGCUGCAUCUACAUGCCGGAGCAUCAAGCAGGUUGGACAUACUCCAUUGCCCUUCGUCUGGUGGGCACCUUUGAAGAGAGAGGCUUUGACAGCUGCCAGCUGCUUUCCAGGCACUGGGAGAUCCAGGAGGACGGCAAGGAGUGCGAGCGUACGCACGGUGAUGGCGUGAUCGGCCUGUUUCCCAUUCUCGUGGAGGGCGGCUGGCUGAAGAAUCGGGAGAGCGACCCCCAUGGACAGUAUGAAGGCCAUGGAAGAGUGGAUGGCCUCUUCCGGUAUCAAAGCUGUUCAGGUCGCAACGCUUCUAUGCGGGGCACCUUUGGUGGUCACCUGACCUUCGUCCCGGGGACACGGAAGUCUCCGCAGGGCGAAGCUUUUCAGGUGAGGGUAGAACCAAUGCGGCUCCAGGUGCCGACAUUUAUGUACUGA
Messenger RNA from Effrenium voratum, 1413 nucleotides. The record is from the annotation of a GenBank genome assembly. NCBI's taxonomy places the organism in Eukaryota, Dinophyceae, Suessiales, Symbiodiniaceae.